AUGGAGUCAGAGCCGGAAGAGGAACUCGAGGAGGCCAUCCCAGAUCCAAUGGAGUCCGAUCUUGAAGAAGAGCCAAUGGAGGAGGAGUCCGAAGAGGAACCUAUGGAGUCAAAGCCUGAGUCUACGAGUUCCGACUUGGAUUGGGAGCCUCGACGACAAGUCCUGGGACGUCGCAUUCGAAAUACAACCACGGUGGGUUAUCGUGGGCUCGGCGGGGUCCGGGGCGUGACAUCCCCGACCACCCCCAAAGAUUCCGACCCCCGGCCGGUGAUAAUGGAGUCCGACAUCGACGAGGAGUCCAUGGAGUCAGAGCCGGAAGAGGAACCCGAGGAGGCCAUCCCAGAGCCAAUGGAGUCCGAUCCCAAAGAAGAGCCAAUGGAGGAGGAGCCCGAAGAGGAACCUAUGAAGUCGGAGCCUAAACCAGCGAGUUCCGACUUGGAUUGGGAGCCGUAG
This is a messenger RNA of Syzygium oleosum, 453 nucleotides long. RefSeq lists its product as uncharacterized. The record is from RefSeq and is a predicted model, not a curated record. The transcript is spliced from 2 exons. The coding region runs from base 1 to 453 and encodes 150 amino acids. Lineage: Eukaryota; Viridiplantae; Streptophyta; Magnoliopsida; Myrtales; Myrtaceae.